Molecule: messenger RNA, 594 nt
Organism: Alternaria incomplexa
Lineage: Eukaryota; Fungi; Ascomycota; Dothideomycetes; Pleosporales; Pleosporaceae
Exons: 3
Coding region: 1-594 (197 amino acids)
Biological process (GO): cellular response to oxidative stress; cell redox homeostasis; cellular oxidant detoxification
Cellular component (GO): cytosol; mitochondrion
Molecular function (GO): thioredoxin peroxidase activity
Source: RefSeq, a predicted model, not a curated record
AUGGACUUCCACAAGUUCUUAGACAACAAGUGGACUAUCCUCUUCAGCCACCCUGCCGACUUCACACCCGUGUGUACGACUGAGCUUGGAGCCUUUGCGAAGCUCAAGGAUGAAUUCGAUGCGCGAGGCGUCCAGAUGAUUGGCUUGAGCGCCAACGACUUGAGCUCCCACGACCAGUGGAUUGCCGACAUCAACGAGACGUCCAACACCACCGUGCAGUUCCCCAUCAUCGCCGAUGCCGAUCGCCACGUCGCUUUCCUCUACGAUAUGAUCUCGCAAGACGACCUCGACGCGCUCCAGAAGAACGGCGGCAUUGCCUUCACCAUCCGCUCGGUAUUCAUCAUCGAUCCAGCGAAGAAGAUCCGUCUUACAAUGUCAUACCCCGCGAGCACCGGCAGGAACACCGCCGAGGUACUGAGAGUCAUCGACAGCUUGCAGACAGGAGACAAGAAGGGCAUCGCUACACCCAUUGACUGGCAGAAGGGCCAAGACGUCAUCGUGCCACCCAGCGUCAGCACUGAGGAUGCCAGGAAGAAGUUUGGCGAUGUCAGGGAGGUCAAGAAGUACCUGCGCUUCACCAACGUUGGGCAAUAG